Molecule: messenger RNA, 758 nt
Organism: Colletotrichum acutatum
Lineage: Eukaryota; Fungi; Ascomycota; Sordariomycetes; Glomerellales; Glomerellaceae
Exons: 1
Coding region: 312-758 (148 amino acids)
Source: RefSeq, a predicted model, not a curated record
CCGUCACAGUAAAAUAGCGUCAACCUUCGUGCUCUUCACGGCUCUAACGGUUGGGAAAAGAAAGGCUCGGACAUGUGGUAGUACCUCAAGUACCUGCCUACCUUACCUCACUUACCUACUAGUAAAUCGCUUUUCAGUAGGUACCAUGGAAAAGCAAUAGGACAAGCGGUCAAUACCGGAGUCCGUGUGCAACUCUGAACUUGAACGGAAAUGAAGGGAAGACGCAAAGAGAUAUAAGACGGACUGUGGCCCGUCUAGUCUGGCCGGAACUGCUGUUCAUCUCAAUAUCUAAUCCAUCACGCUCGCCAAACAUGACACCCGAAGAAACCCUCCCCGAAAGAUGGGUCGCGGCCUGGUCCACCGACGACCCGGCCGCUUUCGCGCAGCUCUUUAAGCCGAACGCCGUCUACAUUGACCACGGCUCCCAGCUCCACGUGACCCGGAUGGACAACCACCACCGGGUCUGGCGCAACGCCGUUCCCGACUUUACGGCGGUGUUGGACCCGUCUACACCCAUUUGGUGGGCCAAGAAGAACGGCGAUGACGGAAAAGAGAGGACGACUUGUGUGUUUAGGUCUCUCAUGAACGGGACAUUUUUGGGGUCACUACCUAGGAAGGCGGCGACGGGGGCGGGGUGGUGUUUUGUAGCGAUGGUUUGUAUGGAGAUUGAAGAUGGAUUGAUCUUGAAGCUGGAUGAGUUUUAUCGGGAUAGCUUUGAGAAGGGUGUUCCGGUGGAUCAGUUUCUUCGGGAUGCGUGA